Messenger RNA from Ilyonectria robusta, 789 nucleotides. Its product is annotated as short-chain dehydrogenase/reductase SDR. The record is from RefSeq and is a predicted model, not a curated record. The transcript has a single exon. Gene Ontology annotation, molecular function: oxidoreductase activity. Lineage: Eukaryota; Fungi; Ascomycota; Sordariomycetes; Hypocreales; Nectriaceae. Bases 1 to 789 code for a protein of 262 amino acids.
AUGUCUGGAGUGUCUGGUCUCCGUAUAAUUGUUGCCGGGGGCGCGUCAGGAGUAGGAAAAGCGCUCUCGCAACUCCUCGCAAAGCAGGGCGCUAAGUUGGUGAUUGGCGAUGUUAACAUCAAAGGAGCUCAGGGAGUUGCCGACGACAUCGUGGCUCAGGGCGGCUUUGCCGUGGCCAUCUAUUUCGACUUGUCUAAAGAGAACACCAUCAAGAACCUUAUGGACGCCGGCGCUGAAAAGCUUGGCGGUCUCGACGGACUUGUGAAUAUGGGCGCCGACCUCCGACCCGAGACUAUGGGACGAGAUGCCCGUAUUGACGAUAUGGACACCGAUGUUUGGCACCGUACCCUUCAAGUCAACCUUACUGGCUAUGCCUUGUCAACGAAGCAUAGCCUUCCCCAUUUCCUUGAGCAGGGAAAGGGGAGCAUCGUGAACAUCUCCUCUAUGGCUGCGUAUGGUUCGCAGCUCACUCGUCCCGCCUACGCCGCCUCCAAAGCUGGUGUCGAAUCCUUGACUCGCCACACUGCCGCCGUCCGGGCUCCUGAUAACAUUCGCGUCAAUGCUGUUGCCUUUGGUCCUAUUGCAACGCCGCCGAUGUUGGAGGCGGCCAAGCAACCUGUGGUUCAGGAGGCGUUGGCAAGGCUCCCACUUAGGCGGAUGGGCCGACCAAAUGAGGCCGCGCAGGUUGUCGCAUUUUUUCUUUCCGAUUCCUCAUCUUAUGUAACGGGACAAGUGCUGGGAGUGAACGGCGGGUCUAAUUUGAUUAACAAUAAAAACAGUACCAGUUAG